This is a messenger RNA of Vitrella brassicaformis, 3326 nucleotides long. Lineage: Eukaryota; Vitrellaceae. The record is from the annotation of a GenBank genome assembly.
CGCAGAAACAUGUGAGAAAUCAUUCGUCGCCAUCGGUGAUCGCAGCAUCACACACAGAUACACACACACACACACACGGACACUUCGAAAAGGCGUCGCAGCAUACUCUCACACACACACAUACGCUCACAUACACUCACACACACACACACAUACACACCCGCGCCUCCCCGUACCCCAGCUGUGGAGCACAGGCAACGCGGGAAUUUGCCGGUGGUCUGUGCGUGGUGGUGGGUUGACGGAAGGGAGACUGUGUGUAAUCGCUCCCCGGGGUGCGCGCGGGGAGCGGUUGCACACAGUCACCCUUCGGUGAAUCAAACUCCACCCCCCAAACCACACCCCCACCGCCACAACAGAGAACAAAGACACAUACAGACACAUACGCUCGCACGGCAGUGGCAUUCCCGCCUCCCUCCCUCCCUCCCUCCCUGUCUGUCUGUCUGUCUGUCUGCCUGUCUGCCUGUCUGCGCGCUUCUGGGCACGAGCUCCAGACCGCUGUGUCUACACACAUAUGCGGACGUGUGUGUGUGUGUGUGUGUGUGUAUGUGUGUCGCGUCGCGAAUGCUCCCAGUCACACAGGGGGAACGGGAAUCAGUCAGUUAACUUAUCACUCAGUGAGGCCAAAAACACGAGAACACGAACGCACUGCAACCAUCCAUCCAGCCCCCCAUCCAUCCAUCGACUCAGCUGCUGCCCCGCGCCAGCAGCCGGUCAAUCGCUCGGUUCAAGUUACCUGACACACAAACAAACGUGCCAUGCCAUGCCGAGAGAGAGACAGAGAGAGACGAAUGCACCGAUAUGGCGAUUGGUUGCUGUCUGCCUGCCUAUGUGCCUACCGUUGACGGCUUUGAGUGCGUCGACACAGGCCUGUGUGUCGGUGAAACCCAUGCUACGCAGAGAGGCCAGCUGACUGCGAUACAACACCUCAGGAUCUACACAUUCAAACAAAUGCAACAUUAAUAUCAUCCGUCGGUCUGGUGCAUGUGGGCGUACGAUACAUACCUGGCUCAGCGGCCGGCUGGUGCGUGUCCGGGGUAGUGGUGCUCGUGGUGGCCCCUGCUGACGUGCCACCACCAGCAGCAGCAGUGCUGCCGCUGCCGCUGCUGCCGGCAGUGCCGCCCAAGCUCAUACUGACACACACACACACACACACAGAGCGUGUCUUCACUUGACAUACGAAUGAUGCCUGGGGCUGGGUGGGUGGGUGGGUGGCUUGUGGUGGUCUCUCUGUGCUCUCUCCCUGCCUCCCCGCCUCCGUCCGUGACUCACUUGCUCAUGGCCUGCUGCAGCUGCUGCAUGAGCUGCGGGUUGGCCGUCAACAUAGGGUUGAAUAGCAACGGAUUGAACAAGGGAACAUUGCCACGACCGACACCGACACCGACACCAGUGCGACUCGGCUGCUGCUGCUGUUGCUGGGCUGCACUCUCACCACCCUCGCCGCCAGCAGUGGGCCCCUCUGUGGUAGCCCCUUGUUGUGUUUGGGGGGUGGUGCUGCCCAUGACCCCUGCAGAUUGCGUGGCGGCAGAUGCUGCUGUCGUCCCCUGUGGCUGUUGCUGCUGCUGCUGCUGUUGUGGGGGCAUGAAUGGCAUGAACGGGAAGGGGGGGACGGUGGGCGUCGGCGUGGGCGUAGCGCCGCUCGCCCCCCUAGAUGUGGUAGACGCACUCGACGCCUUCCAAAAACAUCACAGAGAGAGAGAGGGGGAGAGAGGCAGAGAGAGGGGGUGCCAUGGAUGAACGUGUGUAUCCGUCGGUCUGUCGCCUCACUGUGUUGGCGGUUGGAGCGGCCGCAGCAGCAGCAGCAGGGGGGUUGACAUUGCCGAAGCCCUGCAUGCCCUGUAACAUGCUCAGAAACGGAUUCAUCAUCGGGUUGCCCGCCCCCAUGCCGCCAGUGGCCGGAGGAGCUGUUGUUGAUGCCCCUGCUGAUGCUGCUGGCGGGGCAGACGGCUGGGGGGCGCCUGGGGCACCAACACCACCACCAGCACCACCAGCACCACCAGCACCACCACCACCACCACCGCCGCCGCCGCGAGCUGACGAUGGACAGAUCGACGCACAGCGAAUGAACAAACACACAUAGAUGCGAUAGAAGUGGUGCAUGGCUGGUGGUGGUGGUCGGCGUGUGAGUGUGUGUGUGUGUACCCCAUGGGUUUGGGAGGGCAGACGUGUUGGGGCCAGUCGAUGUUUGCUGCAUCACAAACACACAGACGGCCACUCAGCUCUCUCUCCCUCUCUGGCGCGUUGUGUUGUGUUUUGUAUUGCCAGCCACCCCACCCAGUCACCUGUGUGUAUUCCCGGGUCUGUGCGCUUUGCCCGCCCGCCUGUGAGUUGAUGGUAGCGUCCCACAUUGGCUCCGAGAUGGUCUCGUGCAUCCGACGCAACGCGUUAAAACCCUACACACACACACACACACGCACACACACACAGAGAGAGAGAGAGAGAGGGGAUCAUUGCGUAAGGUCGCGCGCGCGUGUGCGUGUGUGUGUGGUGUCUUUGCCCUACUCACUCCAGGGAUGGCUUCGAUGUUGCUCAUGGCCCUGUCCGUGUUGCGCAUCAUCUCGCGCAUCAGAUUGGGGUUCCGGAACAUCUCGAGAGACUGCCGCAGAAACUGCACCCACCCACACACCCACCCACCCACACACACACAGACAUAUAUAUAUCAGCACAGCCACAUUUCUGUGUGUCACCUCAGGUACCUUACCUGAGGGUCAUUGAGGAGGUGGUUGAGCUCCGGGUUCCGCUCCCUCAGCUCGCGCAUCUGCGGGUUCAUGUUCAUGACCAUCUGCAUGAACUCGGGGUUGUUGAGCAAACUGUCCAUGAAGGGGCUGUUCAUGAUGGCCUGCAUCGCCUCAGGGUUCUGCAGCAUCGACUGACCCAUACCACCCACACCACCAACUCCACCCAUACCACCCAUGCCACCCACAGUGGGGAAGGCCAUCCCUGGAGCCGUCGGUACCGUUGAGCCACUGCCACCCUGUUGCUGUUGCUGCUGCUGCUGCUGUCUUGCCUGGACGUUGCGGACGAGGUAGAUGGUGGUGUCGGCGAUGAUGCCAUAGCUCUCGAGGGUGGACUGGGGUUGCAGCACGCGACCCUGGUGGAGCAGGCGCAUCUCGGCUGUAGGCCAGUCGAUGUGGGCCGUGAGAGCCUCGCGGAGCUCCUCGAUGGUGGCGGACGGCUCCAUGUCCACCGAGAAGACGCUGCUGUCCGCCAUUCUCUUGACCGUCAAAGUGAUCAUCUUUCUUUCGUCGCACGCACAACACAACGCACAAAAGGGAGAGAGGGAGAGAGAGAGAGGGUGUCACACGACGGGAAGACUCCUUGACGACUCC